UUGUCUCGCUCUUAUCAUUUUAAUCUCGCAGUUGUUCUUGAAUAUCUUUACUGUCGAGGUAAUUAUUUUAUGGUUAUGAAGGCUAUUUAUUGAUUCAUGGUUAUGAUAAUUUAGGAGAAUGAUUUAUCAAUGGCCAACUUUGCUUUUCUUUUUCAUGGAUCAUUGGUAGUGCUUCAUUAUUUUUCUCUAACUUUUUUUGUUUUGUUCGUAUAUUGAUGUUGUAUUGCUCCUUAAUUCUCAUCGAUUCAAGGUCUCAUUGCUCGUCAUCCCUAUAACCGUGCAUCAUUUUUUUGCUCCUCAAUCCUAAAAUUGUUCAUGUAUUGCUGGUUUAUGGGAUUAUUGUUGAUUUUUUUGUUUUGGUGAAAAAUUUGAUAGCAGACCGUGGGUAUCUGUUACUGAUGUCUGUGUCCUCAACUUCUUGUUUGUUUGUGACAUUUUCUUGUAAUUUAUUUUUUAUUUGUUACAAGUUAUCUAUCAUUUUGCUUCAGCUCUUCAUUGAGCUUUUAAUGCUUUUACAUCUCAUCUAGAUUGGGUGAGGUUUUAAUUUCGUAUUUACCUUAUGCAAUCCUUCAUGAUUUUCCUCAUAAAAUGCAUGUUGUGUAUUAUGAGUUAUAAAUAUGGAAUUAAUCGUGCAUCUUGUUUUUAGGGCACAUCUCUUAUUCUUAUGGAAUUUAUGCCUGCAUCAUUUUCUUUUCCUUUUAGAAAUUUAAUUUGAUAGAUAGUCUAAAUUCAAUCAAUAGUCUAAAAUUUUAAAUCCCCAAUGGUGUUGAGGUUUGAAAAAAAAAAUUACCUUGAGUUGCAUUAUGCAAAGAGGGAUGGAUCGAUGUGUAAGGCUUUAUUUAGUUUUUGUGUUAUCGAAAAUGCAAAUAGCACCUUGCUUGGGUAAAAUAUUGAGGCAAAAAUGUCCCAAAUAAAUAAUUUUUUUAUGAACUUUUUAUUUUCAAAAAAUUUACAAGGAAAUAAUAAGAUGAUGAGGGAAGAUGUGACAUGGCAGUAUGACAUAAAAGUGAAUGACAAGGAACAAGUUAGAUGUAAUUUCUGUAACAAGGAAAUGUGUAGUGGUAUAUAUAUCCUAAAAGAGCACCUUACUUGGGUAAAGGGUAAUAUCACCAGCUAUAAAGAAGUGCUAUCGACAGUAAAACAACAAAUGUUAAAAUUAAUUAUUGAUGGGAAAGGAAAAAAGGAGCAUAGAGAAAUGGAUGCGAAUGAGCUAGGGAGGGGGUACGAAAGUCCAAUAGAUGAGGAUGAGGACCAAGAAGCAGAGUUCGAGGUGCAAAUGGAACGAGCUAAGAUUGCCAGCCUCCAAGAGCUGAAUUAUAAACAAAUGAAAAUUCAACAGAAGUAUAGGAGAAGGGAUGGUACAUCCACUAGCCAUCAGAUUCAACAACAUGUAGUACUGGGUAGGGGAGGAUGCGGGCCUUCAUUGCUUAUGUCAACAUCUAGUAGAUUAAGGCGUAGUUUCUCUAGUCGUCCAUCCUCUUAUAGUCAGCCAUCUACUACGCACUGAUAUGAACCAAGAGAUGUGCCACCAAUGACUCGCGAACCCUCUAGACUUGAUCCCCACAAGCCACAAUAUCAUCAAAAUAAAUAAAAUUUUCAUCAGCAGGUAUAUUAAUAGAAAAGGCGAAAAGGAUGAUUAACAUAUUCUGGUAUAUAAUGCACUGUCAUUUAAUUCUACGAGCUUAGACUUCUACCUAUAGAUGAUAUCUGUUAUAGCUAAGACAAGGCUAGGUGUUAGAGGCCCAACUGCGAAGGAGCAUGCAGGGCCAUGUUUAGAAGCUAUUGUUUAGGAUAUCGAUAAGCAUAUUGCGCAGUUCAAGGUAUGUUGGUCAGGUACAGUAGUGACCAUCAUGACAUAUGGUUGGAAGGACAAGUCCCACAGGUAUCUUGUCAAUUUUUUAAUAAGUUUCCCUAAGGGCAUUGUUUACCACUCGAGCAUUGACUUAUUAAGAAAUAAUCAUACUGGAAGACUGAUAUGCACACCUUGGACAAGAUUGUAGAUGAGGUUGGGCUUGAAAAUGUGGUCCAAGUAGUGACUGACAAUGCUGCAAACUACAGAAAAGCAGACUUGGUGCUAAUGGAGAGAAGACCCAAUCAUUAUUAGACUCCAUGUAUUAUCAUUGUAUUAAUUUGAUGUUUAAAGAUAUAAGGAAGCUGAAGAGGGUUAAAAUUUAUAUUUUAAAGUGCAAGUUGUUUUACAAGAUUCAUAUACAAUCACACAUACCUCCAUGCUUUGAUGAGGAAGCAUUGCAUACGAGAGACUGUUAAAGAGUCCACUACUACGUUCGCCACAACGUUCCUUACUAUACAAUCAAUAUUGGACAACAAGGCAGGAUUGAGGUCAAUGAUACGCUCUAAUGAGUGGCAGACUGAUAGAGCAGCAACGAGUCAACAUGGAAAGCAACCGACUCUGAUGAUAAACCCGCAAUGGGGUUUUUGGUUCGAUGCAAUGAGACACGCAAGAAAAUUUAUAUUUCAAAAUAACAUAUGGACUGAAGAGAUAUUGAAGAUCGUUGAUAGUAGGUGGAGAGACCAACUGCAUCGGGAUAUCCAUGCAGCAAGGUUCAUUCUUAAUCCACAAAACUUGUACUCCAAUGCCACCUUAGAUGAUGCAGAUAUCAUGGAGGGGGUGAGAAACUGCAUCUACAAGCUUGAGCCUGAUCUUGAAGAUGGAGUGUAUGCAGCUUAUCAUGUACAUGGAAAAAAAUGGGGAAUUUGCAUAGAGUAUGCCAAAAAAGUUGCUGGAAAAUUCACCCAGCACAAUGGUGGUUGAUACACGGAAUUCGAACAAAGCAAUUGCAAAAGAUUGCAGAUAGAGUUUUGAGUCAAACUUGUGCUUCCUCGGGAUGUGACAGAAACUAAAGUACAUUUUAGUGAAUACAUACCCAGAGACGGAAUAGGUUAAAAACUCAGACGCUGCACAACUUGGAGUACGUUCUUUACAACUUGAAAUUGAGAGAGAGACAUAUAAAGAUGACCCCCACAGAUUAUACGCCAAUCAACCUUGAUUACAUCGUUUGGAGGGACAUCAUCGAUGAGUGGGUAUCACAAAGGACCUUGCUAUUAGACCAUCAUUUUAUUAAUGGGGCAGUUGUCGAUAUGGAUGAUAAUGCAGAUGUUGCAGCAUCCAAUGAAGGGGACAUUGCAGUGGAUAUGGAUACUGACUGUGACGAUUAUACACAGGAUGAAGAUGAGGUACAUGAUGACGAGAAGACAGAUGGGACAAUGGAAAACGACUGGCAAGAUCUAGUCGUCCAAGAAUGUGAAGGGGCGCAACAUGAUGCAGUGCCCGAUGAUUAGGAAGAUUCAAUGAGAUUGGCUCAGGAGGAAGUCCAUGCAUCGAAGCAUAGUAGUUACUCGACAAGGGAGAGAUGAAGUCGUAGCUGUCACCGUAACGUCAUUAUUCAUGAUAAUGAUAAUAUUGAAGUUGCUGAGAGCCAUAACAUAGAACCGGGUAACAUAGAAUAAGGUGGAGUAACACAGAACAGGGUGGGGGAAAGCAUGAAGGGUGGACGAGUCUAGGAGACUUUAGCCAAGGGGGUACUACGAGAAAUGUUUCUAACUGGCGAGGGGGCACAACUACGGCAUUACAGACUCCACCAGGCCUUACAGUUUUCGCCCUGUAAACCUUGAUAGUGAAACAUAACAAUACCUUGAUCCCCCUUGCCACUCUCAUUACUAUUAGCCAUUGUUAAUUGGACUUUGUAACUUCAUCAAUCGAAUUAAUGUCAAAUUAUAAAUUAUCUUGCAUAUCUCCAUAGUAUUCAACUAUUAAUUUAUAUGAAAAGUUGUUUCAAAAAGUUUUUGUAAGAUAAAUGCAUGUAAUAUGAUAGCAUAAACUUAAUCUAAGUUUUCUAUUUUUUUAAAUUUUUGU
This is a messenger RNA of Amborella trichopoda, 3874 nucleotides long. The record is from RefSeq and is a predicted model, not a curated record. Lineage: Eukaryota; Viridiplantae; Streptophyta; Magnoliopsida; Amborellales; Amborellaceae.